AUGGAUGAAAUCAUUGCUAUUCACCCUCCUAGAAGCUAUCAUGGAGACGAUGUCGUUUUGUGGAAAGGAACUCAUAAUGGGAGCUUUACAAUUUCCAGUGCUUAUAAUAUUCUGAGUGGUGAUAUGCAGUCGAAAGAGCACAAUUUUGCGAAGGAUUUGUGGGCCACCACGUGUCACUCUCUUUGGUUCUGGAGAAAUCAAAGGAAGCAUGAUGAUCAAUUUGUGAUGCCGAGCAACCUCUCUUUCAUGUUGUGUAACAAAUUUAAGGUCUAUCACGCAGCGAUUGACCGUGGCCGAGAAAUUAGUGCGAAGAACCAACAGGAAAAACACAUUAAGUGGAAUCCACCCAGUUUCGGUUGCAUUUGUGUUAAUGUCGAUGGGGCAGUCAAUGGCUCGCUUCAAGCUUCGUGUGGAGGUCUUCUUAGGGACCACAAUGGCACAUGGCGUAGAGGUUUUUCAAAAAAACAUAGGCAAAUGUAG
Messenger RNA from Vicia villosa (hairy vetch), 480 nucleotides. RefSeq lists its product as uncharacterized. The coding region runs from base 1 to 480 and encodes 159 amino acids. The transcript has 2 exons. NCBI's taxonomy places the organism in Eukaryota, Viridiplantae, Streptophyta, Magnoliopsida, Fabales, Fabaceae. The record is from RefSeq and is a predicted model, not a curated record.